Molecule: messenger RNA, 2576 nt
Organism: Melitaea cinxia (Glanville fritillary)
Lineage: Eukaryota; Metazoa; Arthropoda; Insecta; Lepidoptera; Nymphalidae
Product: protein PFF0380w-like
Exons: 6
Coding region: 1-2457 (818 amino acids)
Molecular function (GO): calmodulin binding
Source: RefSeq, a predicted model, not a curated record
AUGAAUCUAAGAAGUUCCCGCGUUUAUUCUGCUCCGGUGCCUAAAAUGCCUCCCGGUCUCGUGGAAUUAAUGGAAGGACUUGCUAGGGAUGUCUUAAAAAAUAAUCCCACCGAUGUUUAUGCAUUUUGCGCUGACCACAUGCUAAACUUAAAACAAAUUAGAGAUGGCUUGAUGUUGUUCUAUGGAAUGUUGUGCCGCGAGCGAGCGCGCGACGCGGUAGAGUGGACGAUUAUGUUUGCAGACGGCCUCGGCCUCGCUCUCGCUUCCCGUUUUGACUUUCAGAGACAACACUUGAUCGAUUUCGAGCUCUUCACGGCUCAUAUUUCUGCUAUGCACGGAACAUCUCCGCGACUAACAGAUCGCAUCUCCUCUCCGCUUUGUGAGUCAACAAAAAAGAUUCCAACUUUAAAGGCAAAAAUAGCAUUUGCUACUAAAAAGGUAAGAGACAGAGCUGCUCAACGGCAAGACGAGUUUGAUAAAAAAAUGCAAUUGUUUCCAAGUGUUCAAGGUGAUAAUAAUAAACAGGCAGAACAAUACAUUCAACAAAAUAUUGUAAAAAUUCCUCAAAACCAUUUGACGAGCAACAGAGAGCAUGAAAUAAUUGCAGGAUCGGCUAAAAAAAAUUUCAUCCCAUCAGAACAUAUUCAAGAUACCGACGGUCGAAUGGUUGUUUCUUCACCAGACACAAAUACAGACACAGCUUAUCAUCCAAAUUGUGAUUCGAUUGAUAACGUAUCGAAUCCGGAGCAUUAUACUAAAAAUGUAGGAAAGGACUCUGCUGAAAUUGAAAUAAGUAGUAAAAAUAUUGAUGAAAAGGAACUCGAAGAAUGGAAUGUUGUAAAUCUUGAUAAAGUUACCAUCUCUGAAGAAUCUCAAAAUAAUAAAAAUCCAUUAGAACAACAGGAAAUUCUUGAAAAAGAAGAAUCGAAUGUAAUAAAUUCAAACAAUAUCAACGACAGUGUCGUAAUACCUGAAUACGAAAAUGUAAGACACGGUAAUCAACAUAUUAAUACAUCAAGCAUUACAGAAUUAGUUUACUGUAAACAGGUAGAAGACAAGAGUAACAUAGAAAUUGCUAAUAUAAAUAUUAACAAUGAACAACAUAUAGAUUUUAAAAAAGAAUAUGGUAUAUCUGAGAUUCAAAGAAGCCUCGAGGAUAAUAAUUCAGAAAAAGGCGAAAGACAGUCUGUGCCAGACUCAACGCCAUUUGACAAUAAUGAUAAUGUUAUUCAUGAAACGCAUGGAAAUCUACGAGCUUCUUUUGAUAAUGAUGUGGAAAUUAGUGGUUCGGUGGCUUUUGAAAAUAAUCUUGAACAAGAACCAGUAGAAAAAGAUAGAUACAAUCAAAUAACCGGACACGUCCAUAACACCUCGAUGGAUUUAGAAACAGCUGCGAUCACUAUACAAAAAGUAUUUCGAUCAUUCCUUUUUAGAAAUAAAACUUUAAGCAUUGAUGAUUCUACGAAUAUUGAUAUAAAUUUGCUGAUUGAAGAUAAGGACAAAAAGGAUGACGAAGCAAUGUCUAUCAAUAAUAAUAUUAACAAAGAUAGAAGACCGCUUGGUGUUAAUAGAAUGGAUACUGUUUUACAAACUGUAAACGAAGAGAAAUCGUUAUCUUUAUCGACCGACGAUUCUUCUACUAUAUCAAGUGCAGCUACAAUAAUUCAAGCUCAUGUUAGAGGCUUUUUAGUAAGAAACAACUACAAUUUUAAUAAAACAGUGUCUAGUACAUCCGGCAUAGAUUCAGAUGUACCAUCUUUGACUUCCUUAGAAUGCGAUAAUAAUUAUAACAAGAACAAAACAGUUUUAAAUAUACACAUUGUCCCAGAAGGUGGCCAUUUCAUGAGUAGGGAUGAGAGUAUGCUCACUUCAAUGGAUUUAUCUUUAGACGGGAGUCCUCCUAGUCCCACCAAUUUGCAUCCCUUAGGUUACGACAAGAGUGAAAGAAGAAAAUUAAAAAGAGAAGACGCUAUUCAAUCCAUAUCUCCACCCAGUUGUAAUAGUGGAAAAUUAAGCGAAGAUGUCGAUUCAGUAAAGGAAGUAAUGAUAAAUGAUAACAAUGAUAAUUCAAAAAGCGAACCUGAAAUUGCUUCUGAUGUCCACAAUACGAAAACAGUUUUAUCUUCAACAGAUACCUUUAAUGACAAUAAUAUUUCUACUAUGGUUGAUAUCGUAAAAACUGAAGAAACUGCGAAUACACAAGAAUAUAAUAAAUCAGCUAAUAAAUCAGAUCAACUAAAAUCUAUGUCUCAAAUGGCUUCAGAUGAAUCAGACGUGGUAACACCGCUUGUGAUUUCAGAGAAAACAGUAUCAUCGGAAAAUGUAGAAAAUAAGUUGAUGCAUUCCGGAGAAUGCCAUGAUGUGGUACUUCCAACAAAGGUGUCUCGUAAUGAUACAUCUGUCGUCCGUGAGUUCCAGAAUGUGUUGGUGUAUUUUAUACUUUGGAAUAAUUCUUAAGAAUAAAAAAAUGUUGCGACGUAGACGUAGUUUGAAACUUAUCAUCGUGGUAGCAUAUCAUUUUCAAAUCUAUAAUUAUAUUCAACUUUAGUCACUUUUAUUAAAGCAAUUUGAAAUUA